Molecule: messenger RNA, 1477 nt
Organism: Capsella rubella
Lineage: Eukaryota; Viridiplantae; Streptophyta; Magnoliopsida; Brassicales; Brassicaceae
Product: CBL-interacting serine/threonine-protein kinase 4
Exons: 1
Coding region: 70-1332 (420 amino acids)
Biological process (GO): protein phosphorylation; signal transduction
Molecular function (GO): ATP binding; protein kinase activity
Source: RefSeq, a predicted model, not a curated record
CUCUUAACCGUCCCCUUCUUUAAAAAACUCCGGCCACCACCAACUCCGCCGCAACAACCACCACAAAAAAUGGUUUCCCGAUCCCGAAAGUCACCGGAGAAACAAUCAGGGACCGUUCUUCUCGGGAAAUACGAACUCGGUCGUCGUCUUGGAGUCGGAAGCUUUGCUAAAGUCCAUGUAGCUCGUUCCAUCUCCACCGGCGAGCUCGUAGCUAUGAAAAUCAUCGACAAGAAGAAGACUAUCGAUUCCGGUAUGGAGCCGAGGAUCAUCCGGGAGAUCGAAGCGAUGCGUCGUCUCCAGAACCAUCCCAACGUGCUAAAAAUCCACGAGGUCAUGGCAACAAAAUCCAAGAUCUAUCUCGUCGUUGAAUACGCCGCCGGAGGAGAGCUCUUCGAAAAGCUCGUCCGAUACGGUCGGCUUAACGAAUCGGCGGCUCGUCGUUACUUCCAACAGCUCGCCUCCGCGCUUAGCUUCUGCCACCGCGACGGGAUCGUUCAUCGCGACGUGAAGCCGCAGAAUCUGCUCUUGGAUAAGGAAGGGAACCUCAAGGUCUCCGACUUUGGUUUAUCCGCUUUGCCGGAGCACCGUAGCUGUAACGGGUUGCUUCACACAGCUUGUGGGACUCCGGCUUAUACUGCACCGGAAGUGAUUGCUCAGAGAGGUUACGACGGUGCUAAAGCUGAUGCUUGGUCGUGUGGUGUGUUUCUCUUUGUUCUUCUUGCUGGUUAUGUUCCUUUUGAUGAUGCUAACAUUGUUGCGAUGUACCGGAAGAUUCGUAAGAGAGAGUACCGUUUCCCGAGCUGGAUCUCGAAACAAGCUCGAUCUAUUAUCUUUAAGUUGCUUGAUCCGAAUCCAGAGACGAGGAUGAGUGUUGAUGAUGUGAUUGAAACAGCUUGGUUUCAAAAGUCUCUUGAGGUUCGGUCUGAUGUGGUUGAGUUGGAUAGGUUUCUUGAGAAAGAGGCCAAGACGAACAAUGUCGUUACGGCUUUUGAUUUGAUCUCGUUGUCUUCGGGGUUGGAUCUCUCGGGUUUGCUCGUGGGGAGGAUGAGGAAAGAGAAGAGGUUUACUGCGAAGGUGUCAGCGGAUGGAGUGGUGGAGAAGGCAGAGAUGAUAGGGGAAAAGUUAGGGUUUAGAGUUGAGAAGAAGGAUGAGGCUAAGGUGGUGGGAUUGGGAAAAGGAAGGACGGCUGUGGUGGUUGAGGUGUUGGAGCUGGCGGAAGGGUUGGUCGUGGCGGAGGUGAAGGUGGCUGACGGUGAAGAGGAGGAGGAGGAGACUCAUUGGUCGGAGCUAAUUGUAGAGUUUGAGGAGAUUGUGCUCUCAUGGCACAAUUGACGUCAUCUUAAAAGUUGCAUCUUUAGCUUUUUAAUUUAUGUAGCUAUAGCUUAAGAUGACUUUAGCUUUGCUUUCUAAGGUUCAGUUUUUGUAAUAUUUAUGACUAUUAGUGGAUUCACUUAAUGUCACUUGAGCUUGACCUUCA